Epinephelus fuscoguttatus (brown-marbled grouper) is the source of this 1591-nucleotide messenger RNA. It is a transcript of the gene ier2b, whose product is annotated as immediate early response 2b. The transcript has a single exon. The coding region runs from base 192 to 755 and encodes 187 amino acids. Lineage: Eukaryota; Metazoa; Chordata; Actinopteri; Perciformes; Serranidae. The record is from RefSeq and is a predicted model, not a curated record.
UGCUACAUGUACUCUCUCACUUCUCUGAGUACAACAACUGGUGAACAGCUGAGGUCCGAGCUUAGACAGAUUAGAAACUAGAAACUAAAGUCUAACUCAGGACAGAUAAAGCUCGUCUGCUUUGUUGAGCCUUUUUGGUGAAAGUGCCAAAUCGACCGUGCGUAAUUACGCAUAACAACAAAGAAAGAACAAUGAGUGCCACAGCCGCUAUGGAAGUGAACGCCGAAGCCAGACGGAUCCUGGCAGUGUCGAUAAGCAAGCUGUACGCGUCCAGGACCCAGAGGGGAGGACUGAGACUCCACCGGAGCCUCCUGCUCUCCCUGGUCAUGAGGUCUGCCCGGGACAUCUAUCACUCCUCCCGGGAGAUCGAGGGGCCAAGCGGCGCGCAGCCAACAUCGGAGGAGCCGAUGGAUACCAGCUCCAGCCCGGAGGAACAUACUGUGCUCCCCGAGCCUCAGCCUGAGCCCCAGCCGGCACUGAACUCAUCCGAGCCGCCCGCAGAGGAGCCGGACAGCGCGGACGAAGGGUGUGAUAGUGAUAGUGACAUCACAGAGGACAAAGAGAACAUGAGCCCAACGAGGCAGUCCAGGAAACGCCGGGGCAAGGCGUCGGCGGCGCCUGACUUCCUUCCCAGCAAGAGGGCGAGGCUGGAGCCCGGGGAGGAGAGGUAUGCGGCCCCGCUGGGCAGCUGUCGCGCCGGGGCCGGGGAGUCCCUCACUGCUUUGUCUCUAAAUCGGGUUAUACCUGCCUUCUGAACAGAUGGAGGGAGAAAAUAGCCUCCAAUGGGACUUUGGAGUGAUUCUGAACUCCUCGUUAACCUGAUAAGGGCGGUUUGACCCCCCCUUUGCGCACCAAGGCGCUGACCUACAUCGGCGGCCCCGGGACAGAGGGAUUACCGGGGCCAUGGUGCGAGCUCUCCGGUCGAUCUGAGCGUGCCUGCUGGGCCGGUGGAGCCCAUUUCAACAAGCAGAAAAGGAGAAGAAGAAGAAGAAGCAGGCCUGAGGGAGCUACGGGCCGGAAAGUUUGAGGAACCAACUGAAGGGGAACUGGUUGCGUUACUUUUGGUUUCCCGGUGAAUCACCUUCAGUAAAAUGAGUCCAAACAAGUGACUGGCGCUGACUCAAAGUGUGUGUAUGUGUGAAUCAGCAGAGAGUGACAUGAGUCAGUCAGAGAAGAAAUGAAGUGGUAAACGGUUGACCACAAAACAGCACACGCACACACACUCUCUCUCUCUCACACACACACAGAGGCAGGACUUCAGGGGAAUUUCCUGCCUUUAUACCGGGACUUGAAAGAGGAAGGACAGUUGGGGCAGACUCACUGCCACACAAACACACAUUCAACUGCUGCUGUGGACUUUGAUAAAUCAAUACUACUGCUAGGGGACUUUCCUGUAAACUGUUCACAUGGUGCUUUGAGAAAAAAAAAACAGGCUGGUAUUGGAUGCCAUUUAAACCUUGUGUUUUAUGUCACUAAAAUGCUUCAUGUCAAACCUGUGAAAAAAAAUAUUACCUCACAUUCCAAGCUGCUUAUUUAAUCUGUGUGAUUAAAUUAAUGGUGUAAAUAUUUGUAAUAAAAAGCUGAAAGCGUA